AUGAGUUCCAAAGCAGGUGUAGGAAGAAGAGUUGAUUUAUGGUCAGAAAUAAUUGCUGAAGAAGAAGAAGGAGGUGGAGGAAGACAAUCACUUCAACAACAACAACAACCCAUUUACCAAAGGAGGAGAAGAGAACCACCACCCCAAAAUCAAAUAAUCUCGCAAGAUGCCAACUUGAAACAGUUGGAGUUGAAGGAUAAAGAGAAUAGAGUGAGUUUUGGUGGUGGUGGUCUUGCCACUAAACGUGUCAGUUGGAAUCGUUCACUUUCUACCAGAGGGAGGAUAAGUAUAGCUGUUGCUGCUUGUGUGGACAAUCAGCCUCGACAAAAACAGGCUAGAAAAAAGGGAAAACCACCUGUCCCCAAAGGAAAAGCAGCACAACCUCCCAAUUUUGAGAAAGAAAAGCAAUACUUUGAAGAGGUUGAUGCCUUUGAGUUGCUGGAGGAGAGCCCAUCUCCCAAAAGCUCUAGUACAUGGGCCACAGGCAAUGAAACUGAUGCAGUUGCUCUGCCACAUUUGUCAUCAAGAUUAGAGAAAUGGCUUAUUGCAAAGAAGUUAAACUACAGUUGCGGGCCCUCUAGUACACUGUCAAAGAUAUUAGAAACUCCAACCAUGCCUCCCUUGGGACCUAUGUGUGACGAUGAUUUCAACAUUAUAGAUUUGAUAACUCCAGAAAAACCUGUUUUGAAGACUAAUUCGAAACUGCAUUCUGUCCAGAGUGGAAUUAAAUCAUAUUUACCAAGUAAAGAUGUCUUUGAAAGGAAUUCUCUUGCUCAAAUGAGCAGUUCUAUGUUGGUACGUGAUGAGGGUUAUGAAGACAUUGAAGGUGCAGUUAAGAAACUGUCUUUAGCUUCCACAUCUACUUUAUCAGAUCAUGAUUACGUGGAUCCAUUUGCUGCGCUAUUGGCAGUAUGUGAACAGUCAGUUCCAUCAACAUUGCUGGAAGUAUUCUCCAAAUAUUGUGAACCAGAGAAUAUUGUCAAAGUGGGUGAAGGUACUUAUGGAGAAGCAUUCAAAGCUGGUAAUACUGUCUGUAAAAUAGUUCCCAUCGAUGGUGACUUACUGGUAAAUGGAGAAGUACAGAAGAGAUCAGAAGAAUUGCUCGAGGAGGUUAUCCUUUCUCGAACUCUCAACAAUCUCAGAUCACAUGAUGUGGACAAUGCUUGCACAACAUUCAUCGAAACUCUAGAUCUUAGAGUGUGCCAAGGUCCUUAUGAUCCUUCCUUGGUUAGAGCGUGGGAAUAUUGGGAUGAAAAGCAUGGUUCUGAAAAUGAUCAUCCUAAGGAGUUUCCAGAGAAACAGUGGCUGAAGUUGCAAAAUCCCAAGAUGAUAUCAGCGCUGCAAGUUUCCAGAUUAAUGUUUAUAGGUUUGCUUACCAUGCCUAAUGAAUUUGUGCAGUGCUACGUGGUGUUUGUACUGCAACAUGGUGGGAAGGACCUUGAAAGCUUUGUGCUCUUAAAUUUUGACGAAGUACAGAGUUUAUUGGUUCAGGUUACAGCUGGCCUAGCUAUUGCAGAAGCUGCAUAUGAAUUUGAGCACCGUGACCUGCACUGGGGAAACAUUCUUUUGCGUCGAAAUGACUCUGCUAUGGUGCAGUUUAUCCUGGAGGGGAAGAAAAUGAUUUUCAGAACUUCAGGAUUAUUGAUAUCAAUAAUCGAUUUUACUCUGUCCAGAAUUAAUACAGGUCAAGAUAUACUCUUCCUGGACCUAACCUCAGACCCUUAUCUCUUUAAGGGUCCGAAAGGAGAUAGACAGGCAAGAACUGCAAUGCAAGUUGCAGAAACAUAUAGGAAGAUGAAGGAAGUAACUGAAGAUUUGUGGGAAGGAAGCUUCCCCAAGACAAAUGUAUUGUGGUUGCUAUACUUGGUGGACAUAUUGCUCCUGAAAAAAUCUUUUGAUCGCUCUUCAAAAGAUGAGAGAGAUUUGCGCUCGUUGAAAAAGCGUCUCAGCAAGUAUAAUUCAGCUAAAGAAGCUAUUAUUUCGGAUCCCUUCUUCUGCGACUUGCUUGUGGUGUAA
This is a messenger RNA of Dovyalis caffra, 2016 nucleotides long. NCBI's taxonomy places the organism in Eukaryota, Viridiplantae, Streptophyta, Magnoliopsida, Malpighiales, Salicaceae. The record is from the annotation of a GenBank genome assembly.